AUGUCUCCCUCCCCCCGCCGCCGGAAAAACGAUUCGUCCGAGCUCGAUGUUUUUGAUGCAUCGCGUUAUUUUUCAGGCUGCAUCGACGGCGUCGGCUUCGGGUUUGGAUACAACAGCACCGCUAUGGUUUCUCAUAGGCCCAUUAAUGCCAUGAAAAAGAGCUUGGAGAUGAUGGCUUCUAUUCCAUGCCAAAAGGUUGAAAGCACCAAUAAGGAGGAGAAGAAAUACAAGCAGCAGCCUAUCUCACCUGGAAGAAAAUUUGCCACUUUUUUCAACUCUUUAUUUCAACAAACACCUUCUAAGAAGAGGCAGAACCAGAAACCUGUAGAGCAAGUGAUAGAUCAAAGCAACGAAGAAAGAAAAAUACAUUCAGAAAACAAAGGGAAUAAGUUUUCAAAAAGCUUGAAAUCCUUCAAUGGUGCUGCAGUUGGGGAGAAGAAAUGGCUUCUGAGAAGAAAUGGUGAUGAGUUCUUGUUGAGGAAAAGGGAAGAAGAUGGGAUGAGGGAGAAGAAGAAGAAGAAGAAGAGAAGAGAUGAAGAGAAUGGUGAUGAUGAGAGUGACUCGAGCUCUGAUUUGUUUGAGUUGAAGAGCUAUGAUUUUGGUGAUUUUAGUUGCAGACUGCCUGUUUAUCAGACUGCUAAUGCUGGGUUUAUCAGAAGGGGGACUUCUGUUUCUGCUAGUUUUGCAUUCUAAAAGUUUAUCUUUUAGAUACUUAGUCUUAUUCUAGUUCUUGUUUGCACUUUG
Phalaenopsis equestris is the source of this 744-nucleotide messenger RNA. RefSeq lists its product as uncharacterized. The transcript is spliced from 2 exons. Gene Ontology annotation, biological process: auxin-activated signaling pathway. NCBI's taxonomy places the organism in Eukaryota, Viridiplantae, Streptophyta, Magnoliopsida, Asparagales, Orchidaceae. The record is from RefSeq and is a predicted model, not a curated record. Bases 1 to 693 code for a protein of 230 amino acids.